ACGUACACAGCUGUUCAGAUACCAGUGGCGGGAAAGGAAAACUGUACUCGCGCCAUGAAUAUAAGGCAAAAAUUCAUUGUUACUCAUUUCAUUGAGCUAUAAAGAUCCUAAACGUGCAGAACUCGAAUUAUAUAUCGGCACUUAGUUAAUUUUAAUUUACGCUCUUGCAUUUCAACUAGUGAAAAGUAACACCAACAACAACAAUCAAAAUGGCUCAGUCUCAAAUUGCCGGCAAAGAAAACAUUACUGACAACAUGGAAAAGUUCUCGCUAAAGAGCCCCAGCAAGAAAAUUCUGACAGAGAACGCCACAAAUGUUCGUAAAAUGUCCAUACCGAACGAAGACAAUAUCAGUGGCAUUAAAGAAGCCACCAACACCGCCAAGGGAACAAUUAUGGAGAAGGUCGCAGCCCCGUUUGAUCCAUCGAUAGAACCUCUGCUCCGUGAGAAUCCGCGCCGCUUUGUAAUCUUCCCCAUUCAAUACCACGACAUUUGGCAAAUGUACAAAAAGGCCGAAGCAUCAUUCUGGACUGUGGAGGAGGUGGAUCUAUCCAAGGACAUGACGGACUGGGUACGCUUAACAGACAAUGAGCGUCAUUUCAUUUCACAUGUGUUGGCUUUCUUCGCCGCCUCCGAUGGCAUUGUUAACGAGAAUCUGGUUGAGCGCUUUAGCCAGGAAGUGCAGAUUACAGAGGCGCGCUGCUUCUAUGGUUUUCAGAUUGCCAUGGAGAAUGUACACUCAGAGAUGUACAGUGUGCUAAUCGACACUUAUAUCCGAGAUCCUCAUCAGCGCGAUUAUCUCUUCAAUGCUAUUGAAACAAUGCCGGCUGUAAAGCGUAAGGCGGACUGGGCGCUCUCUUGGAUUUCAUCCAAGGCUGCCAACUUUGGGGAGCGCAUUAUUGCCUUCGCUGCCGUCGAAGGCAUCUUCUUUAGCGGCAGUUUUGCCUCCAUCUUCUGGCUUAAAAAGCGUGGCCUAAUGCCCGGUCUGACUUUCUCAAACGAGCUCAUCUCCCGUGAUGAGGGGCUGCAUUGCGACUUUGCGGUUAUGAUGUUCCAGCACCUGGUGCAGCGUCCCAGCCGUGAACGCAUCAUUGAGAUCGUCUCGGAUGCUGUGACUAUUGAGCAGGAGUUUCUCACUGACGCUUUGCCUGUAAAUCUGAUUGGCAUGAAUUGUGCGCUGAUGUCCGAAUAUAUUGAGUUCGUGGCCGAUCGCUUGUUGGUGGAGCUCGGUGUCGGUAAAAUAUAUAACACAAAGAAUCCAUUUACUUUCAUGGAAAUGAUUUCAUUGGACGGUAAAACCAAUUUUUUUGAGAAGAAAGUGGGCGAAUAUCAGCGCAUGGGCGUGACAUCAAAUCGGUUGGACAACGUAUUUACACUCGAUGCAGAUUUCUAAAGUCGUUUAUUAAACGCUAUCCUCACAGCUGCUGGUUCCGGGUGUUAUUUUAGCCAUUGCAACUAAAUUUACAUGUAUCCUUAACUCUUUUUCUAUAGUUUUACAUUUUAAGCUUAUUACCCGACGCAAACCCAAAAUUAUCACCAAUGUCAUUCCACUAAAACGAGAACAACUAAUGCAAUCACUUGACAUUUAUAUAUUAAUCUUGCUUAUUUUACUUAUUCUAAUUAUCGUUGUAAAUAACAUUUAAAAUAAAUUUGUAGUAGAUAUACAUUAAAAUUCAAAUAUCUUUUAUUUAAUAAAAUAAUAAUAAUAUGGCGCAGUUAGCUAAAACU
Drosophila grimshawi is the source of this 1726-nucleotide messenger RNA. RefSeq names its product ribonucleoside-diphosphate reductase subunit M2 (gene RnrS). Gene Ontology annotation, molecular function: ribonucleoside-diphosphate reductase activity, thioredoxin disulfide as acceptor. The transcript has 3 exons. Bases 210 to 1391 code for a protein of 393 amino acids. NCBI's taxonomy places the organism in Eukaryota, Metazoa, Arthropoda, Insecta, Diptera, Drosophilidae. Gene Ontology annotation, cellular component: cytosol. Gene Ontology annotation, biological process: deoxyribonucleotide biosynthetic process. The record is from RefSeq and is a predicted model, not a curated record.